Messenger RNA from Colletotrichum scovillei, 757 nucleotides. RefSeq lists its product as uncharacterized. The transcript has 4 exons. The coding region runs from base 203 to 757 and encodes 184 amino acids. Lineage: Eukaryota; Fungi; Ascomycota; Sordariomycetes; Glomerellales; Glomerellaceae. The record is from RefSeq and is a predicted model, not a curated record.
CAAAGUCACCAGGGAUGGAGGGCUUCACAAGCCUUUUUCGCCGUGAAAAUGAGCGAGAGAUUCAACCUUAUUUUGAAAGCUUUAAAGCCACAGCAGUCAUGUCUCUACCGUUGGUUUUGGCACCCCAACCGCCGUCUUCAUCAUUCAUGGCCAUCCCUUCAACACUCCAUCGUCCAGCUACUGUCCUCAACUAAACAACACCAUGGUUUAUUCCUGGGCACUUAUUGCUUGUGCACUCUGGUCUAUGAUUGCAGCUUCGCCAAUUAGUUCCGACGCGGCGACCUUGCUUGCCCCAAGAUCCGGUUCUGCUAAGACCGGUAAAUGCUCACCGGGUUGCGUCAAACGAAAUUUUGUUUUCACAGGUCUGCCCUGGAAUCAUCCUGCUAUCGCAGCAAGUGGAUUCACUCCCAAACAGGUGGAGGCCGGCAUUCGGGCAGACAUGGCAGCAAUUAUAAAGGCUGGCUAUAACAUCAAGGCUGUUCUUCUUGGCCCUGAAGAUGGCUUGGACUUCCUCUCAGAAGAGUUGAAGGGUGUAGACUGGACCGGAACAGGUGUUGGUUUCGGCGUUCGGGGGAAUCCGACGCCAGUGAUCACACGCCGUCUCAUGGACGCUGUGCAACUUUAUCGGGAUGAAGUGCCCCAGGCUAGGAUCUUGUUCAAUUAUUCGCCAGUCACGUCCCUCUGGGCAAUUCAACAAUACUAUCCUCUCUCUGCAGAAUGCUCAAACACCAACGGAACUGAUCUGGUAGGUUCAUGA